Molecule: messenger RNA, 1647 nt
Organism: Colletotrichum spaethianum
Lineage: Eukaryota; Fungi; Ascomycota; Sordariomycetes; Glomerellales; Glomerellaceae
Product: MFS transporter fmqE
Exons: 5
Coding region: 1-1647 (548 amino acids)
Biological process (GO): transmembrane transport; carbohydrate transport
Cellular component (GO): membrane
Molecular function (GO): carbohydrate:proton symporter activity
Source: RefSeq, a predicted model, not a curated record
AUGACCACAGAAGACAAAGCAGGCAGAGCCUUUGAGCACGCCGACGAUGCAGUCAAAAGCCAGGGUUUGGGCCCCAAACAUGCGUCUCUCGACGCCGCUGCCAGGGGACAGGGUGUGUCCGGCUAUGAGACCCUGACGUUGUGGGAGACCAUGAAGGCCUUCAAGCUGUGCUCUGCCACCUGCUUCGCAGUCUCAUUCAGCGCCGCGACGGACGGGUAUCAGAUCGGCAUCAACGGCAACAUUAUCGCCAACCCAGGCUUCGUCAAACAGUUCGGUAGCGAACUGACCGCCGCCGGCGAGCCCAACCUCGCCGCCCCGAUUCUCAGCGGUUGGAGCUCCAUCAUGUCCGUCGGCCAGAUCAUCGGUAUGACCACCGUCCCCUUCUUGUCGGACCGCUUCGGCCGCAAGGGUGCCAUGUACUGGUAUUGGUUCGUGCUAUCCAUGAGCAUCCUCUGCGAGUGUAUAGCGAGGACCUGGCCUGUCUGGCUCAUCGCGAAGUUGCUUGCCGGCAUCGGCGUAGGGUAUCUUCAAUCCACGGUGCCGACCUACAUUGCCGAGGUCGCACCCACGCGCAUCCGCGGGGGCCUGCUGCUCGCGUACAACUUCUGGUUCGCGCUAGGGCAGUUCUUCGCGCCCGUGGCACUGCAGGUCAUGUCCAAGUACGCCCCCGAGGACUGGCUGACGCCCAUCUACACGCAAUGGAGCCAGAUUGGGCUGAUGAUCAUUAUAUACGCCCUGGUGCCCGAAUCCCCCGCCUGGUGCGUUACACGCGGCAAGCUGGACACAGCCAGGAAGAGCUUGCGCAGACUAUACAGAGACGUAGAAGGCUACGACCUUGAGCAACAGCUGCAGCUCCUUGUCAUCACCGUCGACCACGAGCUCGAGGUCGCGCGGACGCAGAAAAACGUGCAGUGGUACGCGAUAUUCAAGGGCGUCGAUGGGCGGCGCACCAUCACAGCGCUCUGGACGCUCAUGACACAGCAGUUUGUGGGGUUAACACUCUUCUCGACGUUUGCGUCGUACUUUUUUAAGCAGGCCGGCAUCAAGGACCCCUUCCAAGCGACCUGCAUUACGUCCGGCAUUAACAUCGCCUCGGGUCUAGUCUUGAUUCUGCUCGUUGACAAGGUUGGACGCAGAUGGAUAUCGUGUUCCGGGACGACGCUGUCCUGGCUCGCGUGUGUGGCGAUCGGCAUUCUCGGGGUUGUGCCGAGGCGCGGCCCAACUUUUGUGCUGCUCGUCCUAUUUGCUUGUCUUUGGAACAUCGGCAUGACCGCCAACGGAGCGACAGGCUGGGGCUUCAUCGGCGAGAUCUCUUCCCAGAGGCUCCGGCCCUAUACGGCUGGCUUCGGUGCUGCUUCGACAGCUUGCGCAGGAGUUUUUAUGAAUGUGCUGACUCCCUAUAUGGUGGACGGCAACCGCUGGAACUGGGAGCUGCGCACGGCAUUCUUCUACGUGGGAGUCGGCUUGUCAUUUGUGGUUGUAAUGUGGUUCCUGAUACCUGAGACUAAGGGUCGUUCAUCUGCGGAGUUGGACGAGUUGUUCGAGAGCGGGGUUAAGGAUUGGAGGUUCCACAAGACCCAGACGGCGACUGAGCGGCUCAUCAAUGCCAAUCAGGUUCAGGAAAGUGCAGAGAAGAGAGGUGUCUAA